AUGGCCACUCAAAGAGCCUCUUCAUCUACUUCCAAAUCUUGUUCGGAAGAAGAUGAAAAAAUAGUAACCUCUUCCACAUCACCAAGAUGGAAACAUGAUGUUUUUCUUAGUUUCUAUGGUAAAGACACUCGCAAGAAUUUUACAGAUCAUCUAUAUGUUGAUUUAAAACAGAAAGGCAUUCUCGUCUUCAAAGAUAGUGAAACACUCAAGCGAGGAGAAUUCAUUUCUAAAGAGCUUUUGAAAGCAAUUCGAGAAUCCAUAUAUGCAAUCAUCAUUAUUUCGAAAAACUAUGCAUCUUCCAAAUGGUGCCUCAUGGAACUUGCCGCGAUCGUUGAAUGGGCUAAAAAGACGGAGCUCACAAUUUUGCCCAUUUUCUAUCACGUGAAUCCUUCUGAUGUAAGAAAUCUGACAGGGUCUUUUGAAAAAGCUUUCGCUGCCCAUAAAAGCAACCUCAAGGUUGGCGUCAAGAAGAUGCAGAAAUGGAAAAAUGCUUUUCGAGAAGUCGGCAAUAUCGUCGGAUGGGCUUUACAUGACAGGUACGAAUCAGCGUUGAUCCAUGAAAUUAGUGGAAAUAUAUCUCAUAAGUUGAAUUGUAGAUUCUCACGUCAUGAUUAUGAGAAAUUUGUUGCUAUUAACUCCCGUGUAGAAGAAAUGUUGAACUUAAUUGAUAUGGAAUCGAAUGAUGUUCGCUUCAUAGGAAUUCAUGGGAUGGGUGGCGUUGGUAAAACAACUCUGGCCGAAAUAAUUUAUGAUAGAAUUUCUUGUCAGUUUGAAGGAAGUAGCUUUAUUUCUUGUAUUAGAGAAGAAUCUAGAGUUCGUGGUCUAGCUUCUUUACAAAAAAAACUUCUUUCUAUGAUCAUGCAAGAAGAAAUACAUAUAUGGGAUCAUCACCAGGGAAUCAAGGUGAUAAGGAGCAUGCUGCGUAAUAAAAAGGUUUUUAUAGUCCUUGAUGAUGUGGAUAGUGAAAAACAAUUAAUGGCACUAUCAGGGAGUCAUGAUUGGUUUGGUCCAGGGAGUAGGGUGAUUAUAACAUGCAGAGAUAGUCAUCUGUUGAGAACACAUCAAGUGAAUGAUAUCUGUAAGGUUGAGCAGCUUGAAACUACUGAAGCUUUGCAACUCUUUAGUUUGUCAGCCUUCAAGCAAACCCAUCCAAGGGAGAAUUACAAGGAUCUAUCUAUGGACUUUGUGAAUUAUGCUCAAGGCCUUCCUUUAGCUCUAAAAGUUUUAGGUUCCUUCUUAUUUGGGAGAACAAUAAAUGCCUGGAAAAGUGCUAGGGAUCAACUAGAUACAAUUCCUAAAACAGAAAUCAUGAAUAUACUUCAAAUAAGUUUUGAGGGGCUGGAGGAUUUGCAGAAAGGGUUGUUCUUGGAUUUGGCAUGUUUGUUUCAAGGACAGUGGCUAGCAGAUAACAUAUUUUUGCAGACAUUAGAAAGUUUUGGUUAUUAUCCCUGCGUCAACAUUGACGUUCUCAUUGACAACUCCCUCGUAAGCAUCUCAAAUGGAAUGUUGUUCAUGCAUGAUUUGCUACAAAAAAUGGGCCAGGAAAUAGUUCGUCGCGAAUGCCUUGAAGAACCUGGACGACGUAGUAGAUUGUGUCGUCACGAGAAUGUCUUUCAUGUAUUGAAGAAUAAUACUGGUACUGAUGCAAUUGAAGGCAUAGUCCUGGAUUUUUGCCCUGAAACGAAUGAUAGAUUCAACACCAAAGCAUUCUCAAAGAUGAGGAAAUUGAGAUUUCUAAAAAUCCAUCAUUCUCCAACUAUAGAAUGGUGUGGAGAUCCUUUUGAAUUCAUGCCAACCUAUGAGUACUUGCGAUUCCUAGACUGGGUUGGAUAUCCGUGGAAAUCCUUGCCGAGCAGUUUUCAACUAAAAAAUCUUACUGUACUAAGCAUGCCUUGCAGCCGCAUCAAACGACUAUGGAAGGGGUUGAUGGUUUUAGACAAUUUGAAGUACAUUGAUCUAAGUUAUUCUAGGAACUUGAUUGAAAUACCAGAUUUGACAGGAGCCCCAAAUCUUGAGAAAAUAUUCCUUCCCGGUUGUAGAAGCUUGUGUAAGAAUGUUCAAGACUAG
This is a messenger RNA of Juglans microcarpa x Juglans regia, 2067 nucleotides long. RefSeq names its product disease resistance protein RPV1-like. Gene Ontology annotation, biological process: defense response; signal transduction. The transcript has 5 exons. The record is from RefSeq and is a predicted model, not a curated record. Gene Ontology annotation, molecular function: ATP hydrolysis activity; ADP binding. Lineage: Eukaryota; Viridiplantae; Streptophyta; Magnoliopsida; Fagales; Juglandaceae. Bases 1 to 2067 code for a protein of 688 amino acids.